This is a messenger RNA of Castor canadensis (American beaver), 6305 nucleotides long. The record is from RefSeq and is a predicted model, not a curated record. NCBI's taxonomy places the organism in Eukaryota, Metazoa, Chordata, Mammalia, Rodentia, Castoridae.
CCUAGUGGUGGAUUUUUAUAACCAGAACCGGGCCUGUUUGCUCCCGGAGAAGGGGCUUCCUGCCCCCGGUCCCUACUCCACCCCUCUCCGGACUCCGCUUUGGAAUGGCUCAAACCACUGUAGGUACCGGCCUCGCUCUGCUGUUGUAGGAGCUGGGAUGGGGGUGGCGGUAAGGCUUCCUCUCUUACCCAAGGAUGCGUGCCUGGCGCGGUGGGGACCUUGUCUCUGUUCCUCUCUUUCCCCCCUCUCUCUUGCUGCAACUCACAUGCCCUUCCUGGAUAGUUGUCCCCCACCUAGUAACCCCGGGGCGCUAUUUGUUGUAUUAGGACUGAGGAACUUUGAGGGUUCCUCUUUUACGGAAACAUUCAUUCAUCUUUUACUUCUUCCAAGGAACGUAAGUUCCAGCCCCUUGCCCCCAGUUGGUAUCUUCUCACUUAGGAUCCCAUAGCUUCUCAGACUGGAGGUUGGGGUAAAGGUCCUGUCUACCGGCAUGUCUGCUUCUAGGAGAAGUGGCUACCUCCCCAGACCCUACCCAGCCAAAGCCUGGGGAAGCCCCUCCUGUGCUGUGUGACAGCUGCUGCCCCCAGCCCCUGCGUAUUUGGAGUGGGUGUCAGGGGAGCACUCACUGUCUUUGGUGUUGACAGUGGGGUGUGGCAGAAAGGGCCAACUUCACCAGACACCAGGUCUGCUGUCCUGACAAACCCUUACAUCUUGAGGACCACCUGGUCCAGCUGGGAUUGUUCUGGUCCCAGACACUUGGCUGGCAUCUUAGAGGCUUCCGUCCUGCGAAUGGAGGGGAGAAAUUGCUGGUGCAAAGAAUCUGCUUCCCCCAAUCGUGUUUGUUUUCUGGGGGAUGUUUGGUCUUUGUGAGGCUGGGGCUGCUCUAGAAGUGAGUAGAAUUCCCUCAACCCCUCUCCCCACAGAAUCCUUUUGUUAUCCUGACUGGGAGAUAGGACCAGGCCUUGUGCUGUCCCUAAGAGAGGCAUUGGUGAGAAGCCUGGUGUCCUGGCAGCCAAGCACCUUCUCGGGUCUGGGGUCAUUCUCUGGAGGGGUUCCAUGCAUAGCCCAGGACCUGUGUUCAGGCACAAGGUGCACACUUGGGCGUAUUCAUGCCAGCUGGGAGGUAGUGUACACUGGGUGGGAGAGCUGGCACUUGGGGGUUAUUGUUAGGUGUCUCAGCUUUCCCCAGGAGGUUCUCCCACCUUCCCAGACCUGCUUCCACUCUCCUGCCUGCCAGGGAGCAGGGGUGGAGUGAGUUUCCAGGACCUGGCAGAUUGGAGGUUGAGGGGCAAAGGACAUUCCCACCUGCAGCCCUCCUUGCUUUAGACCUGAGGUGGGCAGACAGCCCACCUUUGCCUUGCAGAGAUGCUUCAACCCCAGCCUUUGCUAUUGUCCUGCCCCCUGACCUUUGCCUUUGGGGCAGAAUCAACUGUGAGGUUGCAAACUGGGAAGGAGGGGUGAGCGAUCAUUGGCUUUACAAAAAAGGAGAGGUGACACCAGGACCCUCCCUGUUAUCUCAGCACUGGAGGAAGAAGAUUCCCAUCCCCCCCACCCCUUUCAGGAUAAUGUGGUAGGGCUGCCAGGCCCACCCGGUCCACUGCUUUCUCCAGAACACUUCAGGGAUCUGAGCCCUUGGGCUCCAGCCCGUCUCUUCCUUAGCCUACGGGACAGCUCAGCUCUUCCUGGCCCAGAACUGGAGGGGAGGAGGAUCGCUAGAGACGGGCAGGCAGCCCGUGUGGUGAGCCCUGCUUCCCCCAGCCAGUGGACAUGGGGAAGUGGAGACCUGGCCACACACUCAGUCUGGGUUGGGAGCAGAGCCAGAGGCCUGGCCUCCAGUUCCCCUCAGUAGGCUAAAGAUGUGUGUCUGUGUCCACCACAGUGUCAGCAAUGGGGACAAGGGAUUGCUCUGAGGUGCGCAGAAGGACCUUGAGUCUGAAGGUGGCCACUUAGACCCUGCCUAUGGGGUAGUGUCACCAGCUUGGAAGAAACUCCUUGGUGGGUAUAGGUGACUGGAGUCGCCUUCCAGCCCCCUUACGGAAAAUUCUCCACUCCCUCCUUGCCUCCACCAACGACGGGGAAGUGAACACCAUUGGCUGUGGGAAGAGCUGCUGGGGACCUUGCCUCCCUCUUCAUAGCCCCAAUUUCGGUGAACUAGAGGACAAGGGGUGCACAGGAUGUAGCUCCCCAUCUGUCCCCCACCAAUCUCCGCCGCUCACGCCUCCGCCCUCUCCCAGACGUCCAAGAAUGCAAAGCACGUGGGUGCCCACAGUGGGGGAGGGGGAGCAGAGCGAUGCUUAUCCGGGAUGCGGGAGCAGCCGCUGGGCUCGCUGGGCUCUAGUCUUCUUCCAGUCUUCUUCCGCCGCCGCUGAGCUACCCCUAGAAGGAGGACGGGCGUAAAGGGCUCUGCGCCCCCCUCCCCAACCUCUCCAGGGGCUGCAAGGGGAGCUGCGGAGGAGAGGGCGCCAGCUGGAUUGGGAGGGGAGCCGCUGGCCUGGGGCCCGGCUGAUUUCCUGCUGAUCUCCUCCAGGAAACUGGCCUCUUGCGCGCGAGCCUGCGAAUGGCUCUGGGGCGUGGGGACUCCAGAGCGGAGGAGGGGCACCCUGGCAGCGGCUUCGGGAGGGAACGCUGGGCGCUGGGCUUCUUGGGCUGUUUCCAGCCUUCGCUGGGCGCUGGAACUUUGAGUUGAGAAGGUGUGGUUCUUUUCUAGCCUGAGUCGUUCUGCAGGAAGAGGAGAGAUUUGUGGGCUGGGGCCUCUAGAGAGGAGAGGUCAGGCCAGGGUAGUCCCUCCCCAGUGGUGACUCCCCCUCACCUGUUUGUACAGAGGCUGUGUCUUAGCACUUGCAGGAACUAAGAGGGUCCCGGAACCCCUCCAACUUCUGCAGCUACUCACCGAGGCCCUAGGAGGUGUGGGCCCCAGGCUCUAGGUUCAAAGGGCAGAGCUGGAAACCUCAGAGCCAUGUUACCUGGGUGACAGCCAUUGAGACCCAGAGCAGCAGUUCUGAAGAGAUAGUACCCAGCCCUCCCUCGCCACCCCCUCUCCCCCGCAUCUAUAAGCCUUGCUUUGUCUGUCAAGACAAAUCCUCAGGCUACCACUAUGGGGUCAGCGCCUGUGAAGGCUGUAAGGGCUUCUUCCGCCGUAGCAUCCAGAAGAACAUGGUAUAUACAUGUCACAGAGACAAGAACUGCAUCAUCAACAAGGUGACCCGGAAUCGCUGCCAAUACUGCCGGCUGCAGAAGUGCUUCGAAGUGGGCAUGUCCAAGGAAUCGGUGCGGAAUGACCGGAACAAGAAGAAGAAAGAGGCACCCAAGCCUGAGUGCUCCGAGAGCUACACGCUGACGCCGGAGGUGGGGGAGCUCAUCGAGAAGGUGCGCAAAGCGCACCAGGAGACAUUCCCUGCCCUCUGCCAGCUGGGCAAGUACACUACGAACAACAGCUCAGAACAACGUGUCUCUCUGGACAUUGACCUCUGGGACAAGUUCAGUGAACUCUCCACCAAGUGCAUCAUUAAGACUGUGGAGUUUGCCAAGCAGCUGCCUGGCUUUACCACCCUCACGAUUGCUGACCAGAUCACCCUCCUCAAGGCUGCCUGCCUGGACAUCCUGAUCCUGCGGAUCUGCACGCGGUACACGCCCGAGCAGGACACCAUGACCUUCUCGGACGGGUUGACCCUGAACCGGACCCAGAUGCACAACGCUGGCUUCGGUCCCCUCACCGACCUGGUCUUUGCCUUCGCCAACCAGCUGCUGCCCCUGGAAAUGGAUGAUGCAGAGACUGGGCUGCUUAGCGCCAUCUGCCUCAUCUGUGGAGACCGGCAGGACCUGGAGCAGCCAGAAAGGGUGGACAUGCUGCAGGAGCCGCUGCUAGAGGCGUUGAAGGUUUACGUGCGCAAGCGGAGGCCUAGCCGCCCCCACAUGUUCCCCAAGAUGUUGAUGAAGAUCACCGACCUGCGAAGCAUCAGUGCCAAGGGGGCUGAGCGAGUGAUCACGCUGAAGAUGGAGAUCCCCGGCUCCAUGCCGCCUCUCAUCCAGGAAAUGCUGGAGAACUCGGAGGGCUUGGACACUCUGAGCGGACAGCCAGGGGGCGGGGGACGGGAAGGGAAUGGCCUGGCUCCCCCACCUGGCAGCUGUAGCCCCAGCCUCAGUCCCAGCUCCACCAGAAGCAGCCCGGCCACCCACUCCCCGUGACCACGGCACCACAUGGACGCAGCCCUUGCCCCUGCCCUGGCUUUUUCUGCCUUUUACCAACCAUGGGACCCCCACCAGCUCUGCCCUCACCUGUCCUCCCAGACAGAACUGAGGACCUUCCUGAGAACAGGAGGGAGGAGACAGCAACUGUGUGGACAGAGGUCUGGGCCUGCGAUGGACUUCCUUCUCCCGCAGCCAGGGCUGACAACCAGGGACAAGGCAGAGCCAAAGGAGGGUCUGGACUGGCCUGCUUGUCAAGACAGUCCUGUCCACCUUGCCACAUCUUCAUCACCAGCAACGCCGGGACCUGGCUCCCUGUUCUCUGAACUCACAAGCCAUUGCUCCCCAGUUGGGGAACUGCUCCCUGCCUCGGUUGGUGAAAGAGGGAUGGCCCGGGUGGGGAGGGGAUGUUCCCCUGUACAUAUCCUGCAUACCAACCCCCAGGUAUUAAUUCUUGCUGGUUUUGUUUUUAUUUUAAUUUUUUUGUUUUGAUUUUUUAAUAAGAAUUUUCAUUUUAAGCACAUUUAUACUGAAGGAAUUUGUGCUGUGUAUUGGGGGGAGCUGGAUCCAGAGCUGGAAAGGGUGGGUCCUGGGGAGGGGAGGGGCUCCCCUCUCCCUCCAUGUGCUUGUGCCCCUUUACCCUCCUCCUCAGCCUUUUCUCCUCAGUUUUCUCUUUAAUACUGUGAACUACUAACUUUCCAAGGCUGUUUUCCUCUCCAUUGUGCAGAGGGAGCAGCCAGCUCCCUUCUUCCUCUGCCUAACCACUAGGCAUGGGCAGUUUCAGCAACAGCCCCUGGAAGGAGGGACAGCUGGCUUUUGGUAUCUUCUCCCUCAACCAAGAGGGGUAGGGGCCAGACUGGGGCCCCUUGGGACUGCAGGGUGAGUGCUUCUCAUUGCUGUCUGCCUGCCAGGGCCCGAUCAUCCAAGCCCCCAGUCCCACUGUGAAGGGGCUGGCCAAGGGGUCUGAGCUGCCCCUGCCCCUAGCCUCACAGCCACCAGCACCCCAUCUCAUGGUGCCCCAGGCACACAGACACACACAUGCGCACACACACACACUGUGGACAGUAGUUGGCGACACACUUGGCCUGAGUUCCUCCAUUUCCCUUGCCUGCCCUUGUCCACCCCACACCUGUGCCCCCUCCUUGCCCCGCAGGACGGGCCUACAGGGGGUUCCUCCCCUUGCCCCUGCACCUCUGGGCUGGGGGAGCUGGGUCUGCCCUGCCUUCCUAGCCCAGGGGUUGGGGUCUCGUCCCUGGAGCUGGUGCACCUGUUACUGUUGGACUUUCCACUGAGAUCUACUGGAUAAAGAAUAAAGUUCUAUUUAUUCUACAUGUGCCUCUGCCUCACUGCCUCCACCCCCUUCUUGGUGUCUAGGCAGAGGACUUGGGAUGGGGGUGCUUCCUGACAGGCUCUGGGCCCCUUAUGGUUAAUUAUGGCCAGUUUACUCUAUCUCACCACUAGACAUCUCAGCCCACACACAGCAGUGUCCUUGCCCAGGGUCACACAGUGAGUGGCAGGUUGGGAACCAAUACUCAAGGUCCCCACUUAUCACCCAGGGCUCACUCUUGGAUCCUUGAAAUCCUGGAAGAAGCAUCACACUGCAGAUGAUGGUGGGAGGAGGAGGAGGUUCCCUGGCCUUUGGCAAAAGGGAACCAAAGGCUUCCUUCCCCAUAGGGUCCCCAGCCAUUUCUACAUUAGCCACCAGAUGGCAGCAGCUCGCCACCUAACCGUGUCCAGAGGGCGCCUUGGGAAGAGGUGCUUUUCCUUUAGCAAAGAUUUUCUAACACCUUUACAAAACUAAUAUAACAUACCAGUGCACAUGCUUUCAAAAAUCAAUGAGCUAUCACAACCGUAUUAGUUGUAUUAUGCAGGAGAAACAGGAAGUGUUAGGUAUUUCAAUACAUUAAUGUGUGCUUCUGUUUGUAAGGACAUUUGAAUUUAAAAGAGGAUCAGAGGCCAUUCUGUACAAAAACCCAGGAGAAUCAGAGUACAGGGUGGAUGUUUGAAUAAAAACUAGCACCUCAGAUAUGCAAAAGAAGAAAAAGGCCCUUAAUGUUUGUUUCACAUGUGAAAUAGGUGGCUCAGGUAAUUCAGAAGAGAUUUUUCACUAUGUAAAGUUA